GGGGGGAUCUCGAUCCUACUCUAUAGAGACCUUUCGGUUUGCACCGGGGACAGGCCUGCAGCGAGGAGGGUGGGAGCUCUCGCUGCCGCUGACGAUGGAAGAACUGGAGCAAGGCCUGUUGGUGCAGCCGUGGGCGUGGCUACAGGUUGCUGAGAACACCCUUUUGGCCAAGGCUUACGUCACCAAGCAGGGCUAUGCCUUGUUGGUUUCGGAUCUUCAAAAGGUGUGGCAUGAACAGGUGGACACUAGUGUGGUCAGUCAGCGAGCCAAGGAGCUGAACAAGCGUCUGAGUGCCCCACCAGAGGCUUUUCUCUGUCAUUUGGAUAAUCUGCUCCGCCCUUUGUUGAAGAACCCCGCUCAGCUUAGUGAAGCCACCUUCUCCUGUGACUGUGUGGCAGAGCUGCUGAUACUUCGGGUGCGGAGUGAGCUCUCUGGUCUCCCCUUCUAUUGGAAUUUCCACUGCAUCCUAGCUAGUUCUUCUCUGGUCUCCCAACACUUGAUUCGUCCUCUGAUGGGCAUGAGCCUGGCGCUGCAGUGCCAAGUGAGGGAGCUGGCAGCAUUGCUUCGUAUGAAAGAUCUGGAGAUCCAGGACUACCAGGAGAGUGGGGCUGUGCUGAGCCGAGAUCGAUUAAAGACAGUGCCAUUUGAAGAACAUUCCUUCCUGGAACAAUUUAUGGCAGAGAAACUACCAGAGGCUUGCAGCAUAGCUGAUGGAAAGCCCUUCAUCAUGAACCUGCAGAGUCUGUACAUGGCCGUCACCGAGCACGAGGUCCAAGUGCGGCGGAAGCAUCAAGGCUCCGGAGCGCCUCAGACCUCGAGCAACACCUCCCCACAGGAGAUUGAGAGCCACCUUCUGAGCCAGCCAGAACAGCCGGUCUCCUCAGCGCCAUCCCUCUCAGAGUCUGAGAAGGAGCCCAAAGAUACUUCAGGCUCGAUGCAGAGAUCUCAGCUAUCAAAGGUCAAGAGGAAGAAGCCCCGGGGGCUCUUUAACUGACAGGUUAACUCCCUGUCCUGGUCUCAGCUGCUGAGGAUGGACUUGGAGAAUACCUUUGAUGCAUCACCUUCAAUCACACAGCAGCGCUGUCUCUGCCACACAAGUUGUACAGGCCCAGGCCUACUGUGAUGGCAGGCCACCUGAAUGGGGACUGUUGACCCAAGGAAGCUUGACUCCCACCCACUGGCCAUUGGCCUUCCCUAUCCAUGUGGAAGCUGUCUCUGGCAAUCCCAUACCCUUCCCUCUUGUGGCAGAGGGUCUCUAGACCCAGGACUCUACCAUGGGCUUUAGGUGCAAAAGGCAAGUCAAGGAAAAGGUGCAACAUGCUUGGGAAGUCUCAUCUACCCUUCCCAAGAGUCCCUAGCCAGUUCCAGAUGGUCUUGAGGCGCUCACUUCUCUUUUCACAAGGAAUAAAAAAGCUCUCCUAUUC
Molecule: messenger RNA, 1424 nt
Organism: Tupaia belangeri chinensis (Chinese tree shrew)
Lineage: Eukaryota; Metazoa; Chordata; Mammalia; Scandentia; Tupaiidae
Gene: NHEJ1
Product: non-homologous end joining factor 1
Exons: 8
Coding region: 95-994 (299 amino acids)
Biological process (GO): double-strand break repair via nonhomologous end joining
Cellular component (GO): DNA ligase IV complex; nucleus
Molecular function (GO): DNA end binding
Source: RefSeq, a predicted model, not a curated record